Molecule: messenger RNA, 2126 nt
Organism: Castor canadensis (American beaver)
Lineage: Eukaryota; Metazoa; Chordata; Mammalia; Rodentia; Castoridae
Gene: Csad
Product: cysteine sulfinic acid decarboxylase
Biological process (GO): taurine biosynthetic process; carboxylic acid metabolic process
Cellular component (GO): cytoplasm
Molecular function (GO): pyridoxal phosphate binding; sulfinoalanine decarboxylase activity
Source: RefSeq, a predicted model, not a curated record
CAACUUGUAACGCGUUUAACUUUUUUUGCUGGGCCCUCUCUGUGAGGCGCUAAAAGAGGUCAUGAGUCAAGAAGAGCUUUCUUUCUAGGUCAGUAGAAGAAACUGGUCUCUUGGGGAAGGAGGAGCAGCCAACAGGAGCAAAAGUUAAGUGGAACUCAGCCAACAGAGCAACUGCUUGGAUUUGCCAUCUUAGGAAUGGAAGAAGGGGGCGGGGACCCUUUGGGGCUUUUGUGCCGAGUGGGCAGGCCUGCAAAGCCGGCAUUCUGCACAAGCGGGCAGAACCCGGGUGGAGGAGGACAGCUCGGGGGCCAUCGCUGGGCGCUCGAGGGGCAGGCAGAAAACCGACUGGCAGUGCCCACACGUGUGCGAUCUCCGGGUCCGCCCGAAGCCAGGCAGCAGCAGUGCCGGACUCAUCAACCCACCAACCCCAAGGAGAGCCCGAGAGCGCCGAGCAGCGCGCGAGAUUUUAUCCUGAUGGCUGAUUCAGAACCACUGCCUACUCUGGAUGGGGACCCCAUGGCUAUGGAGGCGUUGCUCCAGGAUGUGUUUGGGAUUGUUGUAGAUGAGGCCAUUCGGAAAGGGACUGAUGCCUCUGAGAAGGUCUGUGAGUGGAGGGAGCCUAGGGAACUCAAGCAGCUACUGGAUUUGGAGUUGCGGAGGCAGGGCGAGUCGCAUGAGCAGAUCCUGGAGCGCUGCCGGACUGUGAUUCACUACAGCGUCAAGACCGGUCACCCCCGGUUCUUCAACCAGCUCUUCUCAGGGUUGGAUCCCCAUGCUCUGGCCGGGCGCAUUAUCACUGAGAGCCUCAACACCAGCCAGUAUACGUAUGAGAUCGCCCCCGUGUUUGUACUUAUGGAAGAGGAGGUGCUGAAGAAACUCCGGUCCCUGGUGGGCUGGAGCUCUGGGGAUGGGGUCUUCUGCCCUGGUGGCUCCAUCUCCAACAUGUAUGCUAUGAACCUGGCCCGCUAUCAGCGCUACCCAGACUGCAAGCAGAGGGGCCUCCGGGCACUGCCCCCCUUGGCUCUUUUCACAUCAAAGGAGUGUCACUACUCCAUCAACAAGGGAGCUGCUUUUCUGGGACUUGGCACUGACAGUGUCCGAGUGGUCAAGGCUGAUGAGAGAGGGAAAAUGAUCCCUGAGGAUCUGGAGAGACAGAUCAGUCUGGCUGAGGCUGAGGGUUCUGUGCCAUUCCUGGUCAGUGCCACCUCUGGUACCACUGUGCUGGGGGCCUUUGACCCACUGGAUGCAAUUGCUGAUGUAUGCCAGCGUCAUGGAAUGUGGUUCCACGUGGAUGCCGCCUGGGGUGGGAGUGUCCUGCUGUCACAGACACACAAGCAUCUCCUGGAUGGGAUCCAGAGGGCUGACUCCGUGGCCUGGAACCCACAUAAGCUCCUUGCUGCAGGGCUGCAGUGUUCUGCUCUUCUUCUCCGGGACACCUCGAACCUGCUCAAGCGCUGCCAUGGGUUCCAGGCCAGCUACCUCUUCCAGCAGGACAAGUUCUAUGAUGUGACUCUGGACACAGGAGACAAGGUGGUGCAGUGUGGCCGCCGUGUGGACUGUCUGAAGCUGUGGCUCAUGUGGAAGGCACAGGGCGGGCAAGGGCUGGAGCGGCGAAUAGACCAAGCCUUUGCCCUCACCCGGUACCUGGUGGAGGAAAUAAAGACGCGAGAAGGGUUUGAGUUGGUCAUGGAGCCUGAGUUUGUCAAUGUGUGUUUCUGGUUCGUGCCCCCCAGCCUGCGGGGAAAGCAAGAGAGGCCAGAUUACAAGGAAAGGCUGUCUCAGGUGGCCCCCAUGCUCAAGGAGCGCAUGGUAAAAGAGGGCUCCAUGAUGAUUGGCUACCAGCCCCACGGGCCCCGGGCCAACUUCUUCCGUGUGAUUGUGGCCAACCCCACUCUGACCCGUGCUGAUAUGGACUUCCUGCUCAACGAGCUAGAGCGGCUGGGCCAGGACCUGUAAGCUUCCACCUCAUGCAGUCACCCUGGCCCCACCAAUUCUCUCUACCAUGUCUUCUGUGUUCUCAAAAAGCAACCUUUCUAGGAAACAAAGUGGUCUUAACCAUGUCUAUGUGCUUUGACUCACUAACUCUCCUAACCAAAUAAUUGCUAUUAGGAAAAUGUUUAAAUAAA